Messenger RNA from Zonotrichia albicollis (white-throated sparrow), 915 nucleotides. It is a transcript of the gene CYREN, whose product is annotated as cell cycle regulator of NHEJ. Lineage: Eukaryota; Metazoa; Chordata; Aves; Passeriformes; Passerellidae. Gene Ontology annotation, biological process: negative regulation of double-strand break repair via nonhomologous end joining; double-strand break repair via nonhomologous end joining. The record is from RefSeq and is a predicted model, not a curated record. Gene Ontology annotation, cellular component: cytoplasm; nucleus.
AUGGCGGCUGGGGCUCGGCGGCGGCAGCUCCCCGCCUGGAUGGGGGCGGCGGGGGACGGGCGGGCGGCGGCGGCCCCGGCCCCCAGCACCGGGCGGCGGCGGGCGGCGGCGGGGCGCAGGCCGGCGGCGCUGUACUGCAUGAACGAGGCGGAGCUGCUGGAGGUGGCCCUGGCGGUCCUGGCCGAGAAUCUACAGAGCGAGGAAGGUGAGGAGAAGGCCCUGUCCGGGAGCGAGGAGGAGCAGGAGAUCCCGCCAACACCAAGCGAGGCCAGCACGGAUGGAGGCAGCGACCGCGGUCCGGCACUUCCAUCCCCUCCUGCUGCUGGUGCUGAAGCAGAGGGGACAGGCGCGGAGAACUCUGAGGACGAUGUCCUGAAAUACGUCAGGGAGAUCUUUUUCAGCUAACAUCUCUGACUUCCCUGGAGAAGAGGGCAUAAUGGGGAGGGUGUCUCCUCCCGCGGCCCUGGGAAGGGUGGGAGGAGGGCCUGGUGGGGGCUGUGCAUCCAUCUGCUGUGCCGGUGCCCUGUGUAGCUGGUAGGAUACCCAGGAAGGCUAGGGGGGAAAGGAAGGAGGUACUCAGUUCUCCCAGUCUGUGCUGGGCUCAGUGGGAUUUGGCUCCAGAUUAGGAUGUGUUUGAUUCUGUUUCACAUUUCAGAGCACGGACAGAUAAAAGAAGACAUUCGGGUUUCUGUGAGUAUCCCUUUGGUGGGUUGGUGUCGGGCAUGGAGGCAAGCAGGGAGCUGCUGACCUGGAAGACCUUUGCUGGCAGAGCUACAUGGUCAUGGUUCAGCCAUGAGGCUCCCUUGUCCUUGUGGUCCCUCAGUCACAGCUGCAGCGGGGCCUGGCAGGCUGUUCCCAUUGGGCCUGGUGCUGAGUUUGCCUCCAGACUCCAGCUGUCUUCCCAAUGCUGAGGAA